UCGAGUUUGGUUCGCGGUGUGACUUUUUCCUCUCUCCCUUCGAUUCCGAAGUGCGUGUCCGCGGUUUUGCGUGUGAGUUUUUCGACCUCCGAUUUAGUGGCUUUUUCCGGCAAUAAAAUGGACAAAAUCGGCAUUGUUUUUGUUAUUCCGGGUGCGGUUAUAGUUUGCUGAUAUUUGUUGAGUGAAAUUUGCGAAAAAUCCGGUGAAAAAGUGCGGUUUUCUGGUAGUUGAAAUCGCGGAAGUUGCUUCCCAAUGCGGCGCUUGGCAAGAAGCUUGGCGUGGUUUUUCGGCUCGCUCUCUCGAAAAAUCGCCCUCCUUUCGUUUUCAGUGCGAGUGAAAAUUGGUGAAAUUCGGGGUCGUGUUUUUCGUUCGAUGCCGGGUGAAAAGAUUUGAUUUUCGACAAGAAUCUCAACUCAGCAUGGCGGAAAGUGAUGGCUAGUGGGCGCGGGAACUGAAUUUCCGCUAGGAAUAAAGUUGCCACUGGUGGCUGUGAAUGAAAGAAAUGCGGAGAGAAAAACGUGCUUUUUUCACGAAAGCUGUCCCGCGCCGAGAACCAAAAUGGAGCGCUGUUUCGCGGUAUAUUCUUGUGGCUUGAUGCAUUUGAAAAAUCUCAAAUCACAGGAGUAUACUGUGAGAGAUCGCGGAACCCGUCCCGGAGAUGGAUGGCCGCGAAUUCCCGUUCGGGAACAACAGAACGCGGGUCCGUGGGCGGAAGUUACGUUUUCCCCCUAUUCUAGCAUGUUCUAUGGAUUGAGGAUCGGGAACCCGGACACAAACACAUCUACAGGUCAAAGGCACGCAUCGGAUGAUGAAGAUGACGAUGUGAUGGCAAUAAACCGCCGCAGCAAUCCACAGUCAGUUGGCGGGAAAGAGACGGCACUACUCAUCAUGGCUUUAUUCCAAACACGUGUUGUGGCAAAUGGCGGGAUUUUUGAAUGCGCGGUGCUUCCAGAAGGGAAUCGAAUCUUGCAAGAGUAUACAGUCGCCCCACAGUUAUGGAUAACACACAGAUAUGGAUCAGUUUACGUUUAAAAACAGAAUUUCUCAUCAAA
This is a messenger RNA of Aedes aegypti (yellow fever mosquito), 1052 nucleotides long. RefSeq lists its product as uncharacterized. The record is from RefSeq and is a predicted model, not a curated record. The transcript has 3 exons. NCBI's taxonomy places the organism in Eukaryota, Metazoa, Arthropoda, Insecta, Diptera, Culicidae. The coding region runs from base 559 to 1032 and encodes 157 amino acids.